AUGGAUGAAUUUGAAAAUGAAUUAAGAGUCGCAUUCGAAAGCGGCGAUCUCGAAGAACCUGUGACACCGUCAUCGAAACGUCGAAAAUCCGAUAUCGUAAAGGGAUUAGAUCUAGGAAGUCCGAAGAGUAGGCGAUCAUGGAAUGAAAGUAAAAUAUUCGGAAGUCAUUUCGAUUGUGUCAUAGACGAUAAAGAAAAUUUAACGAAUCUUGUGGUCUGUAAAAAGUGCAAUUCGAUAUUCAAUUACGCAGGCACACAUAAUUUGAGAAAUCAUAUUGAAUCGAAACAUGGAAUUCAAUUACCAGCUAAAGAAAAACAAAAGAUGAUGGAGGAUGCUCUUGUUGAAUUUUGUGUUACAGAUGCUCGACCGUUCUCUUUAAUUAAUGGAAAAGGUUUUAUUAGUUUCCUAGAUGCUUAUUCUGAAUUGAUAAUUGACAGACACUUAAAAAACCAAACUACAACGUCGAGCCUCAUCUUACCUAAUGAAAAAACCAUAAGUCGAAAGGUGUUCGAGGUGCUAAAAUCUAAGCAACCAGAACUUAAUUCAAUUUUUAAUGAAAUGAGCGAAUCUGGGUUUUCUAUUUCGCUCGAUUUUUCUCAGAAGUUGGGUACUGAUUAUUGCGUCAUGGUGGCACACUACAUAACAAAAGACUGGAUUUUGAGACAUUUUGUACUUUCGUGUCUUCCAAUUCCAGGAGACAUUUCCAAAACCAGAGAAAAUAUAUCUGAUUUAGUCAACAAAAAUCUUACCUAUCUUGGGCUUGACAUGUCAAAAAUCGUUUUUAUUACUGAUGAGGGAUCCAAUGUAAAUCACCUUGGAGGAGAAAAACACCACAGAUGUAUUGCUCACAUUCUUGCAACAAUAUCACGCCAUAUAACUCAGCCUUAUGCAGGCGACCAAGCAACUGACAAUGUUAUAGCAGUAGAAUCUGCGAUUACUGAUUUACAUUCAUUUGUUUCUGAUUUGAGAGGUGUUUUACUGUUGCCAAUUGCAACACGUUGGCUUUCAAUCUUAGCUAUGGUCAGGGCCUUUUCUGCAGCAGAUAAAGAAUCAUUUAAAGAAAUUGUUAACAAAUAUUCUGGCAAUCAAUACACGGAGAGAAUGGAACGAAUUUUUUCCAAGCAAAAUUUUUUUGAAGCUUAUAUUCAAAUUGUUUCAAUGUUGGAAGCACCUUUGAAAAUACUUGAGGCCGAAAAUAAAUGUACAAUGAACAGACUAAUGAUAGAAAUGAUCAAAUUGGAAAAUGCUUGGAGAGGAGAAGCAAGAGGAGAUGAUUUGAUCAGAGCAGCGUUAGCCAAAAGUGGAUUGAAAGCCUUUAACAGGAAGAUGAGUGAAAUUUUCAUUGAAAAUACGGAAAGUAUUUCUAUCAUCAGAUGUGCUGCUUACCUUGAUCCUGCUGUUUGUGGAAUUCUUAAGAAAGUGUGUCAAACGAAUUGUCAUUGGGGUGACUAUGAAACGAUACAAAAAGCCGUUAGAAAUGUUGCAAAACAAAACUUUCCGGAAUGUUUACGCCCACACGUGGAAAACGUUUCACCAAGUCUAGUUACCUUUGGCCAAAAUGCAAUGAGGACUGAGAUAGACUUUGAGAUGGAACAGUAUGAAACUGGAUGUAAGAAUUUGGGAGGACAUAAGCUAGAUUUGCUUAAAUUUUGGAAAGAAAAUUCAAUGAAAAUUCCACACCUUUCAUCCAUUUCUAAGCAUUUUUUAGCAAUUCCUUCUUCUUCUACUUCUUGUGAACGCAUAUUUUCCCGUUUUUCUCCUUUAGUAUAUGAUUAUAAACGAAAUCGUUUUGAUCCGCAUACUAUUUCCACACUUAUUUAA
Messenger RNA from Meloidogyne enterolobii, 1821 nucleotides. The record is from the annotation of a GenBank genome assembly. NCBI's taxonomy places the organism in Eukaryota, Metazoa, Nematoda, Chromadorea, Rhabditida, Meloidogynidae.